GGACGGAUGAAAGGCUUGUUGCAAAUGCUUCACGCCUAAUGCGCCAUAGAGCUACUUAAUGCGACUUCUUGACUCUUUCUUCCGUUAACUAAACUGGGAUUAGAAUUGCCAUAAGGAUGAAAUCACCGGGGUUUUUUCCCCCUAUCAUUUGCAGGGGCCAAUUAAAAAAAGAGGUUCAAGCAGGGCUAUUAAACCGAGCAAUCCCUGAGAGUAUCAAUCUUUACACUCUACAAUCUCAGGCAUGCGCCCUCGGUAACUGACAUGCGCGUGUUGCGUAAAUCGCAAAGCGCACAAUUUGAACCGAUUCUUUGGGGCUGGGUGUGUUUGUCUUCUGGCCUGUAUUUAGCGGGAAGGGAAGAAUUAUGCGACCCAGUGUACUCUGGAGCCAUUCCGGUAAUAAGCCCGCCGGCCACAUGGCGCAGGAGCAACACCCGCAGUCCGGAACCCCUUGGAAAGAAACGCGUCUGGCUUUGAGACGAUUGGCCGAGUGCUUCAAGUGCUCCCUUUGUACUAACAUUCUGAAGAAACCUGUGAACCUAGGGAGUUGUGAACAUAUCUUCUGUCUAACUUGUGUAGGCAACUGUAUUGGCACAGCUUGCCCAAUAUGUCAGGUACCAAUCAUGAAACAGGAUGUGAAAAUAAACAGGAAACUGGACAACAUCAUCAAACUCUAUAGCAAAUUGCAAACUCUGCAGGACAAGGAUUUCUCAGAUCGUAAAGAUAACUUGUCUGCUUUGGGAAAGAAAGUUGGAGAGGCAGAAGCUAAAAGGAAACAAAUCAAAAUGAGUUUCAGUCCUCAUAGCAGGAGGAUGAAAUUCACCCUGAAGACAAGCCCAAAGAAAUUAGAGCAGCUGAAGCAAUCAGUCAAGGACAGCGGGUCUUGUAACUUAACCUCCAUUUAUGACUUUGUUUCUUCACCUCCUCAUGAGAAGCCUUUCAGAGAGGAACAGACACCUCAUCAGGAAUAUAAGAAGGAGCUAAGAAAAAAGACUUUAAAAGACUUCAGCAAACAGGGGAACACCUUCAGGAACCAGCAGGAAAACUCCAGUGAAAGGUAUAAUGUAGCAAAGCAAAGCAAAAACCCAAUCCCCAGUUCUGGCUCAAAAAAUACCUCAGGGUUGAGGCUGAUAACCGGGACAGAGCUUGCAGAGAAUGCAGGUGAAUGCAGAGAACCCAGGAAUGGUAGACCUGUGAAACCUAAAGAGAAGUGUAGCAAUUGCAACUUUUCUCUUAUGCCUAACGUUUUUGGGGGAGAUCUGACUUCUGAAGAGUGGUUUUCCUUGGCAAAGGAAACAACUCAGUUAAAGUGUGACAGGCAGUUUGCUGGCUCUCCCAUUUCUUUGCCUAAGUGUCACAAAACAAAAGAGGGGACUACCCACCAGAAGUCACGAUUGCUCAAAAAGGCCUCAGAGCAGUUGCCUGGGAAUUCUGUGGCAGCCUUUCCCCUUAGGGACUGUGCAGUUUCUUCCCCAUCUCUGACAUUGCCUGGAAUCACAUCACCCCUAAGGAACUUGGAAGACUUUGCAUAUGCCAGUGAUCCAGAACUUCCAAAAGGGUCCAGAAAUUGUGCUAAAAAGGAGGCAUUCCUCAAGAAAUUUUCCAAAAACUUAUCAGCCAAGAGAAACCAUAAAGGGGAGUCUUUACUUCAUACUACUUCUAUUGAGGGUAAUCUUUCUGCUGUUGAAUGCUUGUUGAAAAAAGGAGCUGAUCCCAACAUUAAAGACUAUGCUGGUUGGACACCACUGCAUGAAGCCUGUAAUCAUGGACAUAAGCAGAUAGUUGAAUUACUGAUUAGACAUGGGGCACUGCUGAAUGUGACUGGGUAUCAGAAUGAUAUGCCACUUCACGAUGCUGCCAAGAAUGGACAUAUAGAAAUUGUGGAACUGCUACUUUUGCAUGGAGCUUCUCGAGAUGUGGUUAAUAUAUUUGGUCACAAACCUGUGGAUUAUGCUGAAACAGAAGAGAUGAAAUCGCUUCUAAUGCAACCAGGAAAGAAUGAUUCUUCUUCAAUUAUUCAGUAUGCAGAAUGCAUAAAUCUAGAUUACUGUAAAAAGGGGCCUGUUGUUCUCCUCGGAAGUGGUCUUGACCCAGAUCAACAGCUGCUGUUAAGCAAAUUGGCCACAAUUUUGAAGGUUAGAGUAUGUACAGAGUUUAACAGUUCUGUGACGCAUGUUAUUAUUCCUGCAUAUCCUGUGCGAACUACUAUGAAGUGCUUGCUGGCACUUUUAUCUGGAUGUUGGAUCUUGACAUUUAUGUAAUUCUUAUGAACCCACUCUGCUGUUGAUUUGUUAAGUCCUGACUCUUCACCCAGGAGAGGUAAAGCCUACUUGCAAAAACAAAUUACAGGAAUACACAUCAAGAGUAGAAAAUUGGCUCAUGUUGUUUGGUAUUUUUGCCAUAUAUAUCACAUGUAGCAUUCCUUUCAUUAUAGCAUCUUCUGCCAACUGCAUUCUGUACUUCUUUGUACAGUAAUAUGUUCUUUUUAGAUUUAUGAAAAAUAUCCCCAAUGACUGAAAGGCAAAUUAAUAUUUGUAUUUAAAUUUGUAUUUAACAGAAAGUACAAAAAAUGGAAAGAGGGACACUUAACUAAGUCGGAAUAUCAGCAGAUAGGCCAAAUCUGCCCAAGAUGAAGUCAGGAAAGCAAAAGCUCAGAAUGAAUAAAGAUUUGCAAGAAAAAUUAAAGAUAAUUUUAAAAAGUUUCUUUCAACAGAUAAAUAACAAUUUAAAAAAGUCAAGGAAACAGUUGGUCCACUAAAGAGAGAAGAUGGCAAGGAAGUAACAGGCAGUAGAAAGAAAGCAGAGCUGCUUACCGUAUUUUUCAGAGUAUAAGACACAUCUUUUUACCCUCCAAAAGGGGUGAAAAUUUAGGUGCGUCUUAUACACCGAAUGUAGCCCUGCCCACCCACUGGCCCCCACCCUUUGGCCUGUGCCUCGCAGCAGUUACCUUCUUGCAAGCAAACAGCAAGAAAAAACAGCCCCUUUCAGCUUCAGCAUAGGUUAAUUAGCACAAGUUGAUUAGUUCGGCCUCCCGACUCUCAGCCGAUUUGCUCUCAGCUGUUUUGGGGAGGGCUCUCCUGCUUGCUGCAAAAAGUGCUGGAGCAGAUUUUUUUCCCCUAGCUAUGCUGAAAAAAAAAAACUGAAAGUAAAGCAGGUUCUUUGCUGCAACGUGACAAAAUGAGGCAGAGAGAGAUUUCUUUUUCUUUUUUCUCACCAAAAAACAUAGGUGCAAACAAUGGGAAAUUUAGAGCAAAAGAGGAGAGUUCAAGAUUUUAAAACACAAAAGAAAAAAAGCUCUAUUUAACUAGGGAAUUGUAAUAAUUGAGAUACUAUUAAUUGUAUAUUGUGUUGAAAGCAGAAAUGGUUAAGUUGUGGUUUGGAGGAAUAUAUGGGGGAAAUUAUUUGGUUUAUUAUUAUUGGUAAAUAUAAUUAAUUGAUUUGUAAGAAAUUGGAUUGCAUGGAAAUAAUUGGAAUAUUCAUGUUCAUAUUGAUUAAUAUACAAAAAACAGUUAUAACUAAUUGAUUUAUAUUAAAAUGUUGAAUUUGUAUUAAACAAUUGUAAUAUUAAAUAAUUAAUCAAUGUGAGGAUGGAUAUAAAAAUAGAUGACAAUGGGAAGGGGUAUAAUAUAGAAUAGAAGGGAAAAAUUGAAUUUGAUUAAGAUUAGAGAUGAGGAUGAAGGGUAAUAUUGGUUUUUUUAAAAAAAAAUAGAUGAGGAAUAAAUAUGGCAAAAAGGAAAUAUAGAAAUUGUAAAUUUAAUUGAAAUGACUAAACAUUGUUUAAAUUUGUGAACCAGCCAAACACUCUGUUCAAAGAAAAUAUAUUGUAUGUUUGUAUGUGUGUUGUCUAAAAAAUAAAAAAACCCUUUUUUAAAAAAAAAACCCCAAAAAAGAUAGGUGCAUCUUAUACUCCGGUGCGUCUUAUACUCCGAAAAAUACGGUAACUCAUUCUUUGCAUCAGUCUUCACACAAAAGAAAGUAUAAGAAAGUUAAGUAUAUAUCACUUAACAUUAAUGGAUUAAACUUUCCCAUGAAAAGGAGAAGACUUUACAAAACUGCAAAAAAAUGGACUUAGACAUAAUUUGCCUACUAGAAGUUCAUAUCAAAAGACAAUACAAUAAUUUCUUAGAGUACCCCAAAAUUGGGAAAUUAUAUUCCUCGUUGGCACAACAAAAGAAAAGGGGGGUGGUCUUAUACAUCAAAGAAUCAAUAAGAGCCAAAUUUAUAUAUGCAGAUGAAGAAGGGAGAAUAUUAAUGGUGGAAGUAGCAAUAAACCACAAACAGGUACUCUUGACAGUAAUAUAUGCACCAAACAACAAGCAAGAAGACUUAUGGGAAGCUUCAGGAGAAAAUUGCAGAAUUGGACUAUGAAAAUAUUUGUCUAAUAGGAGAUUUUAAUGCAAUCACAGAUGUAAAGCUAGAUUACAGAAGUAGUAAAAUAAAUAAAAAGGCAAGGAAAAUCUUACCAAAGUCUUUCUUUAAACUGGUGGAGGAAAUGAACCUUCAAGAUAUUUGGAGAGAAAGAAAUCCGGAGAGAAACCAAUACACAUAUUACUCAAAUAGGCAUCAAUCCUGGUCAAGGAUAGACAUGGCAUGGAUGACACCAGAACUAAGUACUAAUAUACAGGAAAUAGAAAUAGAACCAAACAUAUGGGCAGACCCCUAUUUAGUCAGGAUCAAAUGGAAAGGAUAUAAGAAAAAGGUGAGAUGGAUGUUGAAUCAAUACAUAUUAAAAGACAAGAAAUUCAUAUAAACAAUAGAAAAAGAAAUGACAUUUUUCUUCAAAGAAAAUAGAAAGGAAGAGACAGAUACAAAGUUUGACAGACGAGAAAGAUACAUUAUAACACCAAAAUGACAGCAAAAAAAUAAUUCAGAACUACUAUGAAAAUCUGUACAACCAAGAGGAAUUAUCGGAGGAUAAAAUAAAUCAAUAUCUAGAAGAGGCUGGGUUGCCCAAAGUCCUGGAAGAAAUAAGAUCUACAUUAAAUGGAAGGAUAACAAUGCUUGAAUUAAUAGAGGCAAUUAAGAGACAGAAAAAUAAUAAAACUCCAGGAGCAGAUGGCCUACUGGUAGAAUUCUAUAAACAAUUACAAGACUCCUUGGGACUAGUACUUCUGGAAGUUUACAAUGAAGUCUUGCUAAAAGCUAAAAUACCAAAAUCCUGGAUGGAAGCAAAUAUCACCCUCAUACCAAAAGAAGACAUAAAUAUAUCCCAGAUCAAAAACUAUAAACCCAUCUCACUCUUAAAUAUGGACUAUAAUAUUUGUACAUCAAUAAUAGUUGAAAGAUUGAAGAGAUUCCUGAAUGAAUUUAUACAUUCAGAUCAGAAUGGUUUCCUGCCAAAUAGACAAAUUAAAAACAUGAGAAUAAUUUUUAACACAUUAGAAUACUAUGAAACACAUCCAGAAAAAUAAAUGGCACUGAUGUUUUUAGAUGCACAGAAAGCAUUUGACAAUGUAAACUGGCGAUUCAAGAUACUGCAGUUAAAAUAUAUGGAAUUUGGGGAAGAUUUUAUCAAUAUGAUCAAGGCAAUAUACACCAAACAAACCGCAAAAGUGGAUGAUAGACUUACAAUUGCUGAUAAAAAU
Pantherophis guttatus is the source of this 5582-nucleotide messenger RNA. It is a transcript of the gene BARD1, whose product is annotated as BRCA1 associated RING domain 1. The record is from RefSeq and is a predicted model, not a curated record. Gene Ontology annotation, molecular function: protein binding; ubiquitin-protein transferase activity. NCBI's taxonomy places the organism in Eukaryota, Metazoa, Chordata, Lepidosauria, Squamata, Colubridae. Gene Ontology annotation, biological process: protein K6-linked ubiquitination. Gene Ontology annotation, cellular component: BRCA1-BARD1 complex; BRCA1-A complex.